AUGGUCGGGACUACAUUAUUUUUCAAGCAACGUGUAUUGCGUGUGGUACCAAGCAUUUCUAAAUAUGUCCGUAUAAGGGCAUUGCAUUCAUCUCGAGUUCUAAGUGCAGUAUUGGGACCUGAUGGGAAGCCAAUUGUCAGAGAUCUGAACAGAUUGAAAACAACUCUUGGGCAUACGAAUGUCAAUGGUGAACCUAAAUUGAAUAUUGGUCAUAGAUUUUCAAGUAAGAAUGUGAAAAUUGAUCCAUCUAGUGUGUCUGCUUCGGAGAAAAGUAGGCAUUUAUCGAAUAUUAUUGAAAACCUCAUUAAAGCUACAGGUCCGAUUCCGAUUUCCAGCUAUAUGAAAGAAUGCCUUAUAAAUCCCAAUUAUGGUUACUACACUACGAGAAACCCAUUGGAUACCAAAACGGGUGAUUUCAUAACUUCCCCAGAGAUCAGUUCUACCUUUGGAGAAAUGUGUGCAUUGUGGUUUUUCAGCAACUUCAUAAAUCAAUUGCAUUACCAGGCAACCUACAAUAGGGAGGCUUUUAAGAUAAAGGAUAAAAAAUUCAGAUUUAUCGAAUACGGCCCGGGAAGGGGAACAUUGAUGUACGAUAUGCUUCGAAUUCUUAACUGUUUUAUUGCUGCCAACAAUCCGAUCGAGGUUGUGUUUGUAGAGAAGUCUGAGAUCUUGAUUAAUGAGCAGUAUAAUGCUAUUUGUGAUCCUGCCAAGGCCAAGCUUGAAACAAUCGAUAAAUUUACUUAUAGAUCUCAUAGUAAAUGGGGCAAUCGUGUAAUAUGGCUAAAAGAUGAUAAGCUUGAGUUUGGCUCCGACAAGAAUUAUAUGAACUUCGUUAUCGCUCACGAAUUCUUUGACGCACUCCCAAUUAAUAGGUUUGUGAAGACAGAUAAAGGUUGGAGAGAGUGUCUUGUGGAUCUCAAAAAAAGAUAUAGGAAGGAUGCUAUCUUGCCCAAUGUAGAGCAUGCUACGUCAUCUUCUAUUGAUAAAAGCUCAGAAGAUACGCCAGAGUUUGUCAUUGUUGAGUCCACACAUGAAACUCCAAGUUCUGCAAUUCCAAGAGCAAACCCUCGAUUUGAUAACCUAAUUGUUGGUUCUAAAGUAGAAAUAUGUCCAGAUGCCCAUUCAUAUAUGUAUGAAAUGGCAGACAUAGUUAAACGCGGGGAUAUAGGAGCAGGCUUAGUUAUAGAUUACGGUAAAGCAACCAUCCCUAUAGAAACAUUGAGAGGAAUACGCAAUCAGAAGUUUGUCGAUCCCAUGAGUCAUCCUGGAGAAGUAGAUCUUUCUGCAGAUGUCGAUUUCAGUGAUCUCAGCCAUUUAUUAAGUCAUGAAAAAGGUAUGUUAUCCAAAUUUGCGGAUCAGGGCGAUUGGCUUAACAAUAUGGGGCUUGGAUAUCGUAUUGACCAACUUGUUGAUGCCCAUAAGAAUGACGACAAUUUGAAAGCAAAGAUUGUUGACUCCUAUAAGAGGUUGACAAGUAAAGGCUUCCGUGAAAUGGGAAAAGUGUACAAGGUUCUGGGUUUUUACGAUAGCAAGUAUUCGAAAUUGCCAUGUCCGGGAUUCGAAACGCCAAAGGCACAGAAGUAG
Brettanomyces bruxellensis is the source of this 1584-nucleotide messenger RNA. RefSeq lists its product as uncharacterized. Bases 1 to 1584 code for a protein of 527 amino acids. Gene Ontology annotation, cellular component: mitochondrion. The record is from RefSeq and is a predicted model, not a curated record. Gene Ontology annotation, biological process: mitochondrial respiratory chain complex I assembly. The transcript has a single exon. Lineage: Eukaryota; Fungi; Ascomycota; Pichiomycetes; Pichiales; Pichiaceae. Gene Ontology annotation, molecular function: protein-arginine omega-N symmetric methyltransferase activity.